Messenger RNA from Gigantopelta aegis, 1680 nucleotides. RefSeq names its product translocon-associated protein subunit alpha-like. Gene Ontology annotation, cellular component: endoplasmic reticulum membrane; endoplasmic reticulum. The transcript is spliced from 9 exons. The record is from RefSeq and is a predicted model, not a curated record. Lineage: Eukaryota; Metazoa; Mollusca; Gastropoda; Neomphalida; Peltospiridae. The coding region runs from base 92 to 1015 and encodes 307 amino acids.
GUUUGAGGCCAUAUUGUUGUUUUCUUUACUGGUGUUAACGAUUAAAAUCAGCUUGCAUCUGUGAUUGUUAAAUUCUAUUUCAAAUUUCACAAUGACUCACUUUUUAGGCAAAUUCCUUCUUUUACUCCUUUUAGUGAUGCCUGCCACGAUUUUACUCUGUGGACAUGGUAGAGGAAAUGGCAUGCUGGUGUCUGCUACAGAGGACCCAAUGGAGGGCGAGGAUGACGGAACAACGGUUGAGACGGACGAAGUGACGGAAACAACUGAACCUGAUGUCCCAGAGACUGAGGCAGAACCUGACACUGCUGUUACUGAAAAGGAAGGAGAGGAGGAAGAGCCACUGAAACCUUCUCCUGAUGCCGACACCACUCUCUUGUUCAUCAAUCACAACACCCUUUCUGGGGAAAAGAAGGAAAUUACAUCGGGAAAACUUGUGCGAUUGCUUGUUGGAUUCACCAACAAAGGGGAGAAAGACUUCAUUGUCCAAAGUUUGGAUGCAUCAUUCAGAUACCCACAGGAUUUCUCAUUCUAUGUGCAAAAUUUCUCUACAGUGGAGCUGUCUCAGACGAUUGAACCGAAAAAGCAAGCCACAUUUGAAUACGUGUUCAGUGUUAACGAAGCAUUCAAUGCCCGGCCAUUUGGACUGAUCAUCAACCUCUACUACAAAGAUUCUGAUAGUACGAUUUUCCAGACUGCCGUGUACAAUGAGACUGUCAUGGUUGUAGAACCUGAUGAAGGUUUGGAUGGCGAAACAUUCUUCCUGUACCUGUUUAUGGCAGCAGUCGGUGUCCUUUUAUUGUUUGGAGCCCAUCAGAUGGUCACGGUUUUAGGGAAAAAAAAGCGUCUGCUAAAGCCAAAAAAAGUUGUCGAGAUGGGCACUCAGAAUUCACAUGUAGACUACGAGUGGAUCCCAAAGGAAACACUCCAGGGGAUCAAUCGGUCCCCAAGACGUACCCCAAAGCAGUCACCUCGGCAAAGAAGAAACAAAAGAUCAUCGGGCUCUGGCGAAGAGUGACCGAUUGGCACAAGGAGUUUGCUGUCAAACUUCUGUCAACAGUUACAAUUAAAUAUUUUAUUUCUCCUCAACUUAUAACAAUUUUUCAUAAUAAAAUAUACACACCACGCAAAAAACGACGCUGGAUCUUGGAAUAAUGUUUUAAAUAAUAUUAUUUUUAAAUUGAACAGCUAUCUGUGAAGUUUUUGAGAUCUUAAAGUUAGCAUGUGUGAUUAUGGUACAAAUACAUUGUGCUGCUUCUGAUGAUUUUAAAAGGUGGUAAAAUUGUCAUAACACAUGGCCUGGGUUUGAAAUGUGAUCAUAAAUUUAUUCUCAUGCAAAACUGAUAUAGUGACUUUAAGUAAUCACAAAUAAGCAAGGUGAAUUUCUUUUAAGAGUUUUAAGUUUAGUCUGAUACAAAGUAUAUAUAAAUGUAUUACUGGCUAAUAAAACGCACCAGCAAAAAAUGUUGACAAGCAUUUGCAAGUUUGUCAUUGAACACCAUUUUAUAGCCUAUGCAAAAAUGUGAACUUAAAUGACUGAUAAAUGUUAUUCUCAAAAACUGAAUAUGCAUGCGGAAUAUACUGAAUGUCGGAACAUUAACAACAAAUAACUGAAUUUUAUUUUUGACAAUUCUGUUGCAAGUGGAAGUCCGGUUGAAUAAACUCUUCGAUAAACAAUUAUCA